Messenger RNA from Plodia interpunctella (Indianmeal moth), 1625 nucleotides. Its product is annotated as cytochrome P450 6B6-like. The transcript is spliced from 2 exons. Gene Ontology annotation, molecular function: iron ion binding; oxidoreductase activity, acting on paired donors, with incorporation or reduction of molecular oxygen; monooxygenase activity. NCBI's taxonomy places the organism in Eukaryota, Metazoa, Arthropoda, Insecta, Lepidoptera, Pyralidae. Bases 74 to 1603 code for a protein of 509 amino acids. The record is from RefSeq and is a predicted model, not a curated record.
GAAAAAAUUAGUCAGUCCUUAUUUACCGUUGGUUGAUUAAUUAGUUGGUUGGUUGAUUAAAAGCAUACUGAAAAUGAUAAUUUUGACAAUAGUGCUUGCCGGUAUUGUGUUGUUGUAUAUAUAUAAUACAAGAACAUUUGAUUAUUGGAAGAAAAGAGGUGUGACGUAUGUUAAACCGAUGCUAUUCUUUGGUUCAUCCACUGAUGUAUAUUUUUUUAGAAAAAGCAUUACCCAGUUAUCUGCAGAAAUAUAUUUCAAGUACCCCAACGAAAAAAUGGUGGGUGUAUUUAGGUCAACAAAUCCAAAUCUAGUUAUUAGAGAUCCGGAGAUUAUGAAGCGUAUCUUGAUCACAGAUUUUUAUUACUUUUACAAGCGUGGAAUUAUGCCAGGUAUUACUUUAGAACCAAUACUUCGCAAUCUAUUCUUUGCUGAAGGCGAUUUAUGGCGUUUAUUGAGACAAAGGCUAACUCCAGCAUUUACCAGCGGUAAGCUGAAGGCAAUGUUUCCUUUGAUUACUGAAAGAGCUGAAAAAUUACGUUCGCGUACCUUGAAUGCUGCUCUUGAAGCUCGUUCUAUAGAUGCUCGAGAUCUCAUGGCUAGAUACACUACAGAUUUCAUCGGAGCCUGUGGAUUUGGGCUUGAUUCUGACUCUUUGAACGAUGAAGACUCGGCCUUCAGAAAACUUGGAGCUGACAUCUUUCGAUUUGGAAUACGAGAGAAUGUCAAAUUGCUAUUAAAGGAUGUUUUUCCAAAUUUAACAGAUAAUAUUAAGUUUUUUGGACGACUUGAAGACACAAUAAUAAAUCUUGUUGUUGAUAUUCAAAAACAAAGAAAUUAUCAACCCUCGUCAAGAAAUGACUUCAUAGAUUUGAUGCUAGAAUGCAAGAAGAAAGGAAAGAUGAUUGGAGACUCCAUUGAAAACUUCGAUAAGAGCGGAACUCCAAAAGAGGCUAAAGUAGAUCUAGAUGAUGUUAUCAUGGCCGCACAGGUGUUUGUUUUUUUCGCCGCCGGGUUUGAAACCUCUUCGUCUGCUACAAGUUAUACAUUACAUUUGCUAGCAUAUCAUCCAGAGAUUCAAAAGAAAGUGCAAAAAGAAAUAGAUACUGUACUGGCUAAAUAUGAUGAUAAAUUAUGUUAUGAUGCUAUAAAAGAGAUGACAUAUUUGGAAUGGACAUUCAAAGAAGCUUUAAGGAUAUUUCCAUCUCUUGGUUAUUUGAUUAGGACGUGUGUAAAACCUUACACUUUUGCAGACUUUAAUUUUUCAAUCGAUGAAGGAGUAAGGGUAAUUAUCCCGAUUCAGGCUCUUCAUAAUGACCCUCAAUAUUGGGUCAAGCCAGAAGAAUUUAGGCCUGAGAGAUUUCAUCCAGACGAAUUUAAUGAUAUAACAAAAUCCAUUUACCUACCGUUUGGGGAAGGUCCUCGUUCUUGUAUAGGUGAGCGUCUUGGUCUGAUGCAGUCCCUGGCCGGCCUCGCUGCGGUGCUGUCUCACUUCACUGUGGAACCUGCGCCGGAGACCAAGAGAUACCCUUCAGUGGAGACCAGAGCUGAUGUCGUCCAAUCUAUUGAUGGAGGAUUGCCGCUUAUGUUUCAUAAAAGGAAUUAAUAAUAAAUAUGUUUGACAUCUA